CCUCACUCGUCGUUUCUCCUCAGCGUCUCAGCUCCUCCACAUCUCCUCUCGAUCUCCUUCUGAUCCAGCAGGUCUCCAACCAUGUGCUCCCGCCAGGACAAGGACCAGUGCCACCAGCAGGAAUGGUCCUCCUGCCACAGCAGCGGGUCCGGAUGCCACGGGAGCAGUGGCGGAUCUGGGUGCCACAGGAGCAGCGGAUCCGGUUGCCAUGGUAGCAGUGGUGGAUCCGGAUGCCACAGGAGCAGCGGAUCCGGUUGCCAUGGUAGCAGUGGUGGAUCCGGAUGCCACAGGAGCAGUGGUGGAUCCGGUUGCCAUGGUAGCAGCGGUGGAUCUGGUUGCCAUGGGAGCAGUGGUGGAUCCUGCCAUGGUAGCAGUGGUGGAUCCUGCCAUGGAAAGCCACAGGAGUGCCAGCAGCAAAUCUACCAAGUAUCCUCGAAAAUGAAGUGAUCACCCCACCGCCUGCAGGUGAUCCAUAGGAAAUGUCCUGGAUCUUGUGCCGAGCUCAGAAAGCUUUGCGUGUCCCCAGCAAUUUCCAAGGAAAAUGUGUCCUUCCCCUCCCCCGGUGAGUGCUGUAACCUCUCCCAAGCUUCUCUGUGGGUGCUGAAAUAAACUCUUUGUUCACGCUGGCA
This is a messenger RNA of Corvus hawaiiensis (hawaiian crow), 629 nucleotides long. RefSeq names its product sericin-1-like. Bases 82 to 447 code for a protein of 121 amino acids. NCBI's taxonomy places the organism in Eukaryota, Metazoa, Chordata, Aves, Passeriformes, Corvidae. The transcript is spliced from 2 exons. The record is from RefSeq and is a predicted model, not a curated record.